AUGGCAGAAGCAAGCCGGGUCUUGCGGCCUGGCCCGCAAUCGCUGGAUGAGCUGUGCAGCUGGCCACUUACAGUCGUUCAAAGCCUCGUUUCUGCAAAGGAUGGCAAUGAUGGAGAGCGGUUUAGUCGUUUGAAGGCCUUGCUGGGGCGAGGGCUCUGGAUCGAUUCUGAUUACUCCGGAAUUGCUGGGGAGCAUGAAGUGAUGCACCAAAUGGUGGAAGCGUUGAAUCUGGUUGCGUCAGGUUCUGGCGUAGAAGCCUUGAAAGAUGUCAAGAUAGUACAUGGACGCUUUUGUGACAAGGCAAAGCAGCAGCAGCAGGUUCUGCGCUUCAUCAGCAGCUUGCACAACAACAGCAUUUGUGUUUUUGACGACUUGAACGACCGCCUGCCUGAGACAGCCCGGGCAGUCUUGGACAAUAUGACCCCGAAGCAGAAGAUAUCAAGCAAGGAAGCAGCGGACCUGUACCGGAACAUGUCAGAGUGGCUGCUGGAGAACCGUGCCUGGGCUUUUGCGCAGGAGAAUUCGUGCCAAUGCUUGGUUCAUGACAGACGCUGCCGUGGUGAAAGAUGCAGAGACCUCAGAGACCGAUCAGACCAUGCUGUCACCGUCACCGUUGUCGAGCCAGUCGGAGUCCAGCCUUUCAACAAGGCAUGUGAGGCGCAAGUUGUUUGCGUCAGAGUCGGAGUUGGAUUGCCCCCUGUCCAGGAGCAUUGCAGAAGAAGAGACUGCCCGCCGGGCCGGGCCCGCCGCAGCUCCAACUUCGUGCGCGUGAAUAUGGCCGGCACUGUGUGUACAGGAUGGAGUGCUGCAGGCAAGGGCUUGCACUUUGCAGAUCCAUCUGAACGACCACAUGCGAUAUGGGCGAGUGAGCGUGUGGCUCGCGCUGAACAAGGGCUGGAAGAUUUCAUGAUCAGUGAAUGUACUCCCCGCUACCCAGUUCAGGAGAAGCUCUCUGCCUUGGAGAACACGCACGACGUCUUCAGCAUUGUGCUGUCUCCGAUGAUGCUUGGAUGGCCGGUCAGGCGCACGCGUGUGUUUACUUGUGCCUUGAAUCGUGAAACUAUGGCGUGGUUUGGACCUCCUGCGUCUGAGAUCUCAGCUCAUUUCAUGCAGUUCUUUGAAAGGAGCGUCGCAACAACCGGUGACAUUUGCUUGGCUGCUAAUGAUGCAGAAGUGCGUGCGUACUUGUGUGAAAUGGCACGGAAGCGAGGCUUUGAGUUGCCAGAGAACGUUCCUUUGGAGAAUGUGCAGUUGCAUCACAUCUACGCACCAGGCCAGAUGGUGCGACUUCAGUCCUACGAGCAGGAUCGUCAGCGUCAUCUGGCCGAGACGGUUGAGGUUGACCAUGCUGCAGUUGGUGCUCUCAGUGCUGUCGACGGUGGCCCUAGUGCAUGGUUUGCAGACCUGGAGCAGAAUCUGGGCCAAGGUGCAAGCACUCCUUCAGAGAUGCUGCCCUCGGCUGACUCAUGGAACUUUGCACGCUUGGUCAGCAAACAGGCCGGUGCUGCCAAUGGAACAGUUUCUGGCGCACGGGUUCAAUGUCUUUCCAGACAGAAGCAAAUGGAAACGUGCUUGCUUGAUUACGGAUGCUUUGUCCGAUUUUUCUUCCUGCCAGCAGAAGAAGCUCCUUGGCAACGGCUGGCAUUUGCCAGUGAUUGCUUCAUGGAUGUUCUAUAUCAUGGCGCACACUGUGAAGCUUGA
Messenger RNA from Symbiodinium natans, 1701 nucleotides. Lineage: Eukaryota; Dinophyceae; Suessiales; Symbiodiniaceae. The record is from the annotation of a GenBank genome assembly.